AUGAGGACACGGGAUAUACCCGCUGACAUCGCCAAAGAACCACCGGAGCAGCCACCUAGCUCCACCACCGGCAAGACGAAGAGACUCAAGGGAUUAGGAACUCGUUCGUGGAAUCCGAGCAAAGGACCCUCUUUUGUCACCGUUCGAUGCUACCGUUGUUGCGCCUAUCGAUGGCGGACUCUCAUCGUCCUGCCACUACUAGUCGUUGAUGUUGUCGUUCUAGUGGCCGUCGUGUUCCAGCCACGACUUGUCGUCGCCGCCUAUGCAGCCCUCAUGUCACUCCGGUUGUUUCUUAGCGUCCCAAGGGACGACCAUGCUUGUAUUUCACAAGGUUACGAGUGUGUUGCUGCUUCAAGUUCGAGUGAAGUGUGGUCGUUUGGUUUAGCCAGAAAUCAAGAGCGAGCACCAUCACUACCUGCCGCCGCCGACCACUAUAAGCCGGAGUUCAUGGAAUAG
Messenger RNA from Lactuca saligna, 456 nucleotides. The record is from the annotation of a GenBank genome assembly. NCBI's taxonomy places the organism in Eukaryota, Viridiplantae, Streptophyta, Magnoliopsida, Asterales, Asteraceae.